AUGACCUGCUACGAGACCUUCUCGGCGACUUCCCUUCCCCCUAAACUACAGGAAGAGUUCGCGGGUGUCUUUACUGGAACUCUUGGACAUGUGAAGGGUUACAAACAUCAGGUGAAGCUCAAAAAGUCCGUUAAGCCAGUUGCUGCAAAACUUCGACGGCUACCGCUUGCACUCAGAGAGGAAGUCUCGCAAGAGCUAAGACGUCUGGAACAAGAAGACAUCAUCGAACGUGUAAGUGCUUCUGAAUGGAUUUCGCCAAUCGUAGUAGUGCGGAAGCGGGACAAUUCAUUACGACUCUGUGUCGACCUCCGUGAACCCAACAAAGCGAUCGUUGUAGACGCAUUCCCGUUACCACACAUGGAAGAACUUUUGCACCAAUUGUCCGGAGCAACGUGGUUCUCCAAGUUAGAGUUGGCCUCCGCAUACCAUCAGCUAGAGCUAACGCCUGAUAGUCGUGAGAUCACUACUUUUAUAACGCACGACGGACUUUUUCGCUUUAUGCGAGUAUGUUUCGGCCUUGCGUCCGCACCUGCAACGUUUCAGAGAAUGAUGACAGCCAUCUUGCAGGAAUGUGAGGGAGUGUUGUGCUACAUUGAUGAUAUUAUUGUCUUUGGCAAAUCAAGAGCGGAGCACACAGAGAACUUGCGUCGUGUCCUUGAAAGGAUCUCAGCAGCGGGCUUGAAGCUGAACCAGAAGUGCAUUUUUGAAGUGAAGGAACUGUCAUUCUUGGGACACACUAUUUCUGCAGAAGGUGUAAAGCCCUUAUCAUCGAACGUGGAUGCAAUCAAGUUUGCGCCAGUGCCAAAGGACUCAGCAGCACUCCGUUCCUUUUUGGGAUUAUGCGGCUAUUAUGCGAGAUUUAUUUCUCAUUUUGCGGAUAAAGUCGAACCUCUUCGAAAGUUGUUACGUCAAGGUAGCCAGUUCACCUGGAAUGAAAGUGUGCAGAAAAGCUUCCAGGAAAUUAAGGACCUUGUGGCAACGUGCAGAGCCAUAAAGAUGUUCGACCCGAACUUGCCGGUCGUCGUGACCACUGAUGCCUCCGACUGUGGCCUCGGAGCCGUGUUACAGCAACGAAGUGAAGAAGGGUUACAGACUGUUGCCUUUGCAUCUCGCACGCUUUCUUCCGCUGAACGUAAAUACUCCGUCGGAGAAAAAGAAGCAUUGGCGUGCCUAUUUGCGUGCGAACAAUGGCACGUGUACCUGUGGGGGAGACGAUUUUUAUUACGAACUGACCACCAAGCUCUGGUAACCUUACUAUCAUCUGGAGGGUCCGGCCGGCGACCAGUCCGCAUUUCGAGAUGGACAGCGCGACUGCUUUACUACAACUUCCAGUACCAGCGUGGAUCUGAUAACGUGGUAGCAGAUGCACUUUCGAGACUACCUGCUUCAGCUACGCAAGCUCCCAAUCUUCAAGAAGAAAUUAUUGCUACAAUAUCCGCAUGCAUUUCCAAAGACGAGGUGCAGAAGAGCGUUGAAGAUGAUCAUGUACUUCAGAAAGUAAUGGAAUUUGUGACUACCGGGUGGCCAGGAAAGAAAGAAGUGACGAAGGAGCUAUGGCCAUUUUACCAUGUCAAAGCUGAACUGUCUGUAGUGGACGGCCUCUUGCUCAGGGACAACAAAGUUGUUAUACCAGAAGCAUUAACUUCAACGUUUGUGGAAUUUGCACACGACAGUCACCAAGGAAUCGUGCGAACUAAGCAAAGACUACGUAACAAUUUUUGGUGGCCGAAAAUGGAUAGCCAAGUAGAAGCUGCGGUGAGAAAUUGUUUGGUGUGUCAGUCAUGCGACAAAACGGCCAAGCCGUCAUUUAUGCCGAUGCAACCCGUCCUCUUCCCAGAGGAGCCAUGGGAGCAAGUAGCCAUGGACAUCGUGGGUCCAUUUCACAACGCUCCUCCAGGCUGCAAGUUCGCAAUAACCCUCGUCGACUACCAUUCGAAGUGGCCAGAAGUGUGUUUUACGGAUUCCGUCACCUCUCGUACAGUAAUGGACUUUCUUCUGGCUAUAUUCAGCAGGGAAGGCUACCCUGCGACCGUGGUGACCGACAACGGGCCCCAAUUUAAGUCCAAAGAGUUCGAAAACUUCUUAUCAGAGAGGGGUAUCAGGCACAAUACAUCAUCGCUCUACUACCCGCAGGCGAACGGCCUCGUUGAGAGAUUUAAUAGAGUACUAAAGGAUUUUGUUCAAAUUGCCCUUCUGGAGAGCGGACCGUUGAAAAGCGCCGUUCUCAACUACCUUGCUUCAUAUAGAUGUACUCCACAUGCUACAACUGGGGCCUCCCCUGCCAUGUUACUACACGGACGGCAGCCAAGGACGAAAGUUGACAUUGUAGGCCUACCAUCCAGGAAACUUCAUCCAAAGUCAGCGCCAACAAAGGAAGUUCUGCGAAAGCACGUAGAAGGAAAGCAAAGUUAUUCUAAGAGAUACACAGACGCACACAGGAGUGUGAAGAAACCGAUAUUUAAAGAAGGAGACUACGUGAGAGUGAGGAAAUGGAUUCCGGAAGGGAAAGGCGCCUUGUCAUACACCAGUCCUCUAAAAAUUGUCAAGAAGAAAGGGGUUGGAACGUUUGUGCUCGAAGAUGGGCGUACCUGGAAUGCAUCAAAGUUGGUUGCUGCUUCACACAUGACGCAACCAGUGGAACAAGACCGUUCAGGACCACAUCUUUGGCACUUGUAUGACCUACAUCGGCGAAACGUCCGACCAUCACGUUAUCUGCAAUCACAAGAACAGUCCAGCGGUGCCGCGCUUUCGCCGGGAAGGGAGGAGCGUAUGCCAAGCAGUCCAAGCGAGCCUUCGGCAACGGCCCCAGCAGCGGAGACAACAGCUGAGGAAUUGCCUCCCGAUAGCGAAGGCGAAGUGGAAGACGUGGACCCUGGUGCACGUAGCACUUCUGCUGGGAGAGCCUCAGGAACGCGUAAUCGGCGUCCGCCUACUUGGAUGAAGGACUAUGUGACUUGA
This is a messenger RNA of Ornithodoros turicata, 2958 nucleotides long. RefSeq lists its product as uncharacterized. The record is from RefSeq and is a predicted model, not a curated record. Bases 1 to 2958 code for a protein of 985 amino acids. Gene Ontology annotation, biological process: DNA integration. Lineage: Eukaryota; Metazoa; Arthropoda; Arachnida; Ixodida; Argasidae. Gene Ontology annotation, molecular function: nucleic acid binding. The transcript has a single exon.